AACACAUUGUGGAUCAGAGUACUGCCGCAAUGUGUCUGAAAAUAGAGCAGCUAAAGAAAGACAUGGAUAUAAAACACCAAGCACUUUUAAAAAAAAUUGAAGAAAACUGCCAGUGUAAGAAAAGCCCUAUUAUUGAACCCGGACUUGCAGAGUUUGUUGAUAGUAAUUUACCCUUGAAAAAUGAAUGUAAACUACGAGAUUUUGAAGAACAGCUCAGAGACUCAGCAAUGAGGCAGAAAGUGAAAACCCGACUGGCACGUGUUGGUGGUGGGUGUGAUAGAACUGCCACUUAUUCACUUUUGAGAAAAGUUUUCGAUGAUGCAGUGGCCAGAGAAUAUUGUUGGACUGGAGACAAAACUAGAAAAAAUUUCUCAGCUCUGCUCACUGUAAAAUUGAUAAUAGAAAUUAUUUGUGAGAAUUUUGUUAAUAAAACGGAGUUCAUGGUUAUCGACCAUGUUAAAGGAUGGUUGCGGGCUUCCAAUUACAGAUUCAAACGCCGUACUAUGGCUUUAGAAAACAUAGACUGAAAGACAAAUAGUUUAUAAGCAAGACUA
This is a messenger RNA of Ctenocephalides felis (cat flea), 554 nucleotides long. RefSeq lists its product as uncharacterized. The transcript has 4 exons. Bases 30 to 527 code for a protein of 165 amino acids. Lineage: Eukaryota; Metazoa; Arthropoda; Insecta; Siphonaptera; Pulicidae. The record is from RefSeq and is a predicted model, not a curated record.